AUGCAAGUGUUGCGCGUCCGAAGGAACACCAUGCUGGAGGUGGACAAGAUCCUGGAGAAGUGCGGUGACUGCAACAGGCUGCAGCUCCUCAUGCUGCUCCUCUUCUGCCUGAUCAACGUGCUCUCCGCCCUGCACUACUAUUCCCAGACGAUCAUUAGCUUUGUACCCAAAUACUGGUGUGCAGAUGGUCUCUCCUCCAGUGAACCGCCGGCUGAGUCAAGCUGCUGGCCACUAGGCCAGAAUGGCACCGUUCGACAAACUUGCCACUCCUACGACUACGAGCUGUACAUGGGCUACGAGAGCUUGUCCAGCGAAAUGGAUUGGAUCUGCGCUGAUGCCUGGAAACUGACCCUUGGCCAGUCCAUGUUCUUUGUGGGCUCUGUGAUCGGCACUCUGACCCUCGGCUGUCUGGCGGACAUCGUGGGCCGCCUGCCCAUUUUGAUAGUGGCGAAUCUGAUCGCCAUGGCGGGCAACCUACUGACCAUUCUGGGCACGGACCUCACGCUAUUCUGUAUUUUUCGCCUGAUUUCUGGCUUUGCCACAGACAGCAAUUUCGUGAUGAUGUACAUUUUGGUUAUGGAGUACAUGCGGCCAUCCCUGCGCACCCUUGGCCUUAGCAUCUGCAUCGGGAUGUUCUACUGCUUGGGAUCGAUGGCAGCGCCCUGGAUUGCCGUGCUCACGGGUAGCUGGCGGGGAUUCCUACUGUCCACCUCUCUGCCCCUGCUCCUGGUGCCCCUCUUCUACUUGGUGGUGCCGGAGAGCAUUCAGUGGCUUAUUGCCACGCAGAAAUAUGACAAGGCCGUGAGUUGCCUGAAGCGGGUGGCCAGGUUCAAUGGCAAAGAGGUGGAGGAGAGCGCCUUCGAGGAGUUUAUCGAGGAGUGCAAAUACAGCCAACAGAAUCAGAAGGCGUCGCCCCACCUGCUGCACCUGUUUAAGACGCCCCGUCUGCGUCGGCACACGCUGAUACUCUUCUUCAAGUCAAUGGUCAUCACCCUCUGCUACGACGCGGUGUCGCGGAAUGUUCAGGGCCUUGGCAUCUCGCCAUUUUUGAUGUUCUCUCUCAGCGCCACCGCCAUUCUGCCCGCCUGCCUCCUUAUCAUCGCCCUCCAAGAUCGCAUCGGCCGAAAAGCGAUGGCCUCCGUCUCCCUGCUUCUCAGCGGAGUCUUCAUCUCGGGCACCGGCGGCCUUCUCUUUGCGGCCUCUGCCUCGAGUAAGACCACCAAACUUUUGGUAUCCCUCUCCGUGAUAGGACGUUUUGGAGUGACGGUGGCGUACAACUCCGGAGCCCAGUAUGCCACGGAACUAAUCCCCACCUGCGUUCGUGGUCAGGGAGUGGCUGCAGUUCAUGUGGCCGGGUAUGCCUUCACCUUCUUCAGCGCUUACAUUCUAUUCACCAGGAGCAUUUUCUCGCCCCUGCCGGAGAUCAUCCUGGGAGUCCUGUCGCUUCUGGGUGCUGGCCUGUGUCUUCUGCUGCCGGAAACGCUUAACCGCACCCUUCCCACUUCACUGGAUGACGGGGAAAACUUUGGCAAGAACGAUCGGUGGUACUCAUUCAGUUUCUUGGAAAAACGCACUCAAUCCGCCACCACUCUGGCCACCCAGAACGCUAAAAUGCCCUCAGACUCGUCUGUUUAUUUCUAAUCAAUAAUUUUUUAGGCUUUUAUCGGUCGUGGGUCGCGAUAUAUUAACACGAUAUCUGUACAAGUUAGGCGUUAAAAAUAAUAAAACUUAAGGAAGGAAACUAAAGUCGGGCUAAGCUGAAGCCAAAAAAAACAUAUUUUAUUAAACGUCGAAGUAUAAGCAAAGUUUUAAUAAGUUUCCUGAAAUCAAUAAAGGCCUAGAGCCUUGA
Drosophila ananassae is the source of this 1849-nucleotide messenger RNA. RefSeq names its product organic cation transporter-like protein. Gene Ontology annotation, biological process: transmembrane transport. Gene Ontology annotation, molecular function: transmembrane transporter activity. The record is from RefSeq and is a predicted model, not a curated record. Gene Ontology annotation, cellular component: membrane. NCBI's taxonomy places the organism in Eukaryota, Metazoa, Arthropoda, Insecta, Diptera, Drosophilidae. The transcript is spliced from 5 exons. The coding region runs from base 1 to 1641 and encodes 546 amino acids.